AUCGUCCGGGUGCCCAGCGGUUGCUAUGAUACCGCGGGCCGUUAUGCCGGCGCGGACUGAUGAUGUAACCACUGUUUCCGGCCGCUAGCGCGUCCCUGUCGCCCGAGCCAGCAUGCUCUGCUGGGCCCUCAGUGCAUGGCCUGGAAGAGCCCACUCAUCCUGAACGAAUUCUUCUGCAGCCUCAGACCGUCUUUGAGGAGGAUGACUGAGACACUAUGGGCCAUGCGCUGUGUGUCUGCUCUCGGGGAACUGUCGUCAUUGACAAUAAGCGCUACCUCUUCAUACAGAAACUGGGGGAGGGUGGGUUCAGCUAUGUGGACCUAGUGGAGGGGUUACAUGAUGGACACUUCUACGCCCUGAAGCGAAUUCUGUGUCACGAGCAGCAGGACCGGGAGGAGGCCCAGCGAGAAGCAGACAUGCAUCGGCUCUUCCAUCACCCCAAUAUCCUCCACCUCGUGGCUUACUGUAUGAGGGACCGGGGCUCGAAACAUGAGGCCUGGCUGCUGCUACCCUUCUUCAAGAGAGGUACGCUGUGGAAUGAGAUAGAGAGACUGAAGGACAGAGGCAGCUUCUUGACUGAGGACCAAAUCCUGCUGCUGCUGCUGGGUAUCUGCAGAGGCCUUGAGGCCAUUCAUGCCAAGGGUUAUGCCCACAGAGACCUAAAGCCCACCAAUAUCUUGCUUGGAGAUGAGGGGCAGCCUGUUUUAAUGGACUUGGGUUCCAUGAAUCAAGCACGUAUCCACGUGGAGGGUUCCCGCCAGGCCCUGGCCCUGCAGGACUGGGCGGCCCAGCGAUGCACCAUCUCCUACCGGGCCCCGGAGCUCUUCUCCGUGCAGAGCCACUGUGUCAUUGAUGAGCAGACUGACGUCUGGUCCCUAGGCUGUGUGCUGUAUGCCAUGAUGUUUGGGGAAGGCCCUUAUGACAUGGUGUUCCAGAAGGGUGACAGUGUGGCCCUUGCUGUGCAGAACCAGCUCAGCAUUCCACAAAGCUCCAGGCAUUCUUCAGCAUUGCGGCAGUUGGUGGCUUCCAUGAUGACUGUGGACCCCCAGCAGCGCCCUCUCAUUCCUGUCCUUCUCAGUCAGGUGGAGGCACUGCAGCCCCUACCUCCUGGCCAGCACACUUCCCAAAUCUGAAGAAACCAGUGGCCCUUUGAGAAAGUGGACCCUUGUGCCUUGGAAAGAGGCUCCUGUGCCUCACUGGAAUCUCCAUCCAUUCUAUCCAGGACUGUUGUCUUAUAAUUGGGGACAGGAGAGGCAGGGACAGUCAUCUUAGUCCUGCAUCUGUGCUUCUGCUCUUACCCCCAAAAGCAACAACUGGGCAAGUUGCCUGACUGAGUUGGGGGUGGUGGGUAGGGGAAAGGGAAACUGAUCAGAAUAUGGUACAUGACUCUGAGCAGGACUACUGAGCUCAUAUCAUGGUCUGCCUCCAAACCUGGAGCAGGAGAAUAUAUAAACAAAAGAAUAAAGCAAAAGCCUGUUGGUGUAGUUCUUCAUUUCAUUGUUGCUAGAGUGAAAGGAUGCAGGGGCCCCAAAUUGUGGUUGUCAUUUCCUGGGGAAUAGCAUGGGAAGGACUGGUAUAGAGUCAGGAAAGGCGUGACUUCAUCCUCCCAUGCAAGGAGGCAGGUAUCCUUCCUUUAGAUCUAGCUGGUUGGCAGUGAGCUUGUCCUAGCCAAAAACUUAAAGCUGCACUGCCUUCAGCUGGCUUCUACCUGUGCCAAGAACUGGAACCAGGGCCCCCUAAAAGCACACUCAAUUAGUUUUUUCAUUCCUUCCCUGCCAGGGGUGGGUAGCUUGGCCAAAGCAGCCCAGGUGGUUUGCCAGGCAAGGCCUUCUGGGUGCAGACUCCCAAGGAAGCUUUGGGGCAGGUCUCCCAGCCUCCCUGUGGGGGCAAGGGGAGUGGAGGUGGCAGCCAUUUUGGCACAGGUCUCUCCCUAAUGGUCCCAGCUCACACACGGUUAAUGAUUAAUGAGGCCAGGGUGGCUGGCAGUAUCCAGCUGCCACUUCCUGCCUGCUCUGCUGAGUAAACAGGGGCCCUGCCUUGGUUGGGCUUGAAACCUGUUCCUCAGGUAAGGGCACUGCGUCCCUGACUCACCAGGGAGGGACAGGUGAUUCAGGCCUCUCCUCCAGAGAGCGAAGCUUCCCCCUCCCAACCACACCCACCCCCACAUGCCGACGUCAGCGUGGGGCCUGGGGUGCCUAUUAGCAAAGUUGAAAUUUUCCCCAGGGCCCAGGCAGGAGGCUCCCACCAGCUAGCAUGGAGGCUGGGAGGCUGAGGCCAGAAAGAAAGCACAAACAGAGGGGAGAUGACCUGACUUUUAAUGGCACAGCCCCAAGCCCCAGCAAAGCAGCAGGACAAACUGUAAGCUAUGCAAAGCUGCUGGGAGGUGCAGUGGCACAAACAACUCCAGGAGAUCACACUUGUCCCUUCCCAUCCCCCAAGCUUAUGACUAGGCUUCAUGCCCAGGAAUUCUGGGCCAGGCCAGCCCAGCCCCACUCCCAAACCCUCAAAAUGCAGUGGAGCCUGGGCCAAGCCUUGUUUCCAGAGCUGGUCCAUGCAGAAGCAGCAGGAAGAACAGAGUAGCAGUCCAACUCUCAAAUACAGAAACCACUGGACUUAAGGUCCUACUUGGAAAGAAAGUGAAGACUCAGUAUCCUCCAAUAGCUUGUGGCUGGACAGAGAGGCCCAUAACUGGUCCUCAUCUCCUCCCUAUCCUGGGUGCCCCCAGGCCUUAUAUCAAAGUCCCUGGGGUCUGCUUCCUGGACCUGGAAGGGACGCCUUGGCAGCUCUCACCUUCAGCCAUGGAAGGGAAAAGGGUCACGAGCAGCAAAUAGGGUGGCAGCAGC
Loxodonta africana (African savanna elephant) is the source of this 2843-nucleotide messenger RNA. It is a transcript of the gene STK16, whose product is annotated as serine/threonine kinase 16. Gene Ontology annotation, biological process: protein phosphorylation. The record is from RefSeq and is a predicted model, not a curated record. Gene Ontology annotation, molecular function: ATP binding; protein serine/threonine kinase activity. Gene Ontology annotation, cellular component: cytoplasm; Golgi apparatus. The transcript has 8 exons. The coding region runs from base 216 to 1133 and encodes 305 amino acids. NCBI's taxonomy places the organism in Eukaryota, Metazoa, Chordata, Mammalia, Proboscidea, Elephantidae.